AUGGCCGGCAUAGUACGACAAAAGAUUGACCAGACUGCCCUGGAAAACUAUCUGCGGGAAAAUGUGCCCGAGAUUGCGACCCCGAUUGAGCUGAAGCAAUUCAAGCACGGCCAAUCCAACCCGACCUACCAGAUCACCGCCGCCGACGGUCAGCGCUUCGUCCUGCGCAAGCGGCCCCCCGGCCAGCAAAUCUCCGCGCAAGCCCACCGCGUCGACCGCGAGUACCGCGUCCUCGCCGCCCUCCACGGCCACACCGACGUGCCCGUCCCCCGACCCUACGCGAUGUGCUCCGACCCCUCCGUCCUCGGCACCCCCUUCUACGUCAUGGAGUUCCUCGACGGCCGCGUCUUCGCCGACGUCGGCGUGCCCGGCGUCAGCCCGGAGGAGCGCACCGCCAUCUGGCGCGAGGCCGCCGCCGUGCUGGCCCGGCUGCACGCCGUGGACCCGCGCGACGUCGGCCUGGAGGGCUUCGGACGGCCGGACGGGUUCUACGGGCGCCAGAUCCGCUCGUUCGACGCCAUCUGCGCGGGCCAGUCCAAGGUGGUGGACGGCCGGACGGGGAGGCCGCUGGGGCCACUGCCGUACUACGAGGAGUGCGUGCGCUUCUUCCGCGACCCGAGCGUGCAGCCGCGCGACCGGUCGUGCCUGGUCCACGGCGACUAUAGAAUCGACAACCUCGUCUUUCACAAGACCGAACCCCGCGUCAUCGGCGUUCUAGACCUGUUCACCUUCUUCUACAUGGCGCGGCACCCGGGCGCCUCGCCGUACGACUUGACGAGCCUGCUGCCGGGCCGCACGCCGGGGAUGCCGCAGCCGGAGCAGGUGGUGGCGUGGUACGCGCGGUGCGGCGGGUACGACCCGACGCCGGACGUGGACUUUGGCAUCGCGUUCGGCGCGUGGAAGACGGCGGUGCUGGCGCAGGGUAUCGAGGCGCGGAUGGUGACGGGCCAGGCGGGAAGCGAGCAGGUGGCGGCGUACGCGGCGAUCAAGAACCCGAUGGCGGAGCUGGCAUGGCAGCUGACGCAGUACUGUAGUAGUGGGUGGCAGCAGGCGGCCAGGCUGUGA
This is a messenger RNA of Cordyceps fumosorosea ARSEF 2679, 1065 nucleotides long. RefSeq names its product Phosphotransferase enzyme family domain protein. The record is from RefSeq and is a predicted model, not a curated record. The transcript is spliced from 3 exons. The coding region runs from base 1 to 1065 and encodes 354 amino acids. Lineage: Eukaryota; Fungi; Ascomycota; Sordariomycetes; Hypocreales; Cordycipitaceae.